AUGCUGGCAGCCAGAGCGUCGGCCGCGCGCAGUGCGUCGCGUAUCGCCCGCAGCGCACGCAAGUUUGCUACCGUCGUUGACAGCGCUGGCGUGAAGGUCGCCGCCGCCGACAACGGCGAGCCCACUACUGCUGUCACUUUCCUCGUCAAGGCUGGCAGCAGGUACGAGCCCAAGCCCGGCGUCGCACAUGCCCUCAAAAACUACGCGUUCAAGAGCACGGAGAAGCGUUCGACGUUGGGCACCGUCCGCGAGGCCGAGCUGUACGGCGGUGUCCUCUCGUCAAGUCUCUCUAGGGAGCACUUGGCGGUCACGGCGGAGUUCCUGCGCGGCGACGAGGCAUUCUUCGUCGACGUGCUUUCCUCCUUCCUGACCUCGGCCAAGUUCACCCGGUACGAGCUCCAAGAGUGGGUCGCGCCCACCGUAGAGGCCGAGAGCACCGCCGCCCUCUCUGACCCCGCGACGCGCGCCGUCGAGCUCGCACACGCCCUCGCCUUCCGCUCCGGCCUCGGCAACUCCAUCUUCGCCACCCCCGGCCACCACGUCACCGCCGAGGACGUCCAGGCGUACGCCCACGCCGUCUUCGGCCAGGGCAACGUCGCCGUCCUCGGCACCGGGAUCGACCCCAGCGCGCUCGAGAAGCUCCUUGCGCAGUCCCUCGGCAAGUCCUUCGCCGCUGCGUCCGCCCCCGCCUCGAAGCCGUCGAGCUACUUUGGGGGCGAGUCCCGCCUCGACGCGCACGAGGGCGCGCAGACGGUCUUCGUCGGGUUCGGCGCCGCGGGCGCACCCUCCGCCGAGCUCGCCGUCCUCGCCGCGCACCUCGACCCCACCCCGUCCGUGAAGUGGUCGCAGGGCACGUCGCCCAUCGCACCGAAGAUCCCCGCGGGCGCCUCCGUGCGCUCCGUGCUCCUGCCCUACUCGGACGCGUCGCUGUUUGGUCUCCUAGUCCAGGGCCAGACCGCGGCGGACGUCAAGACCGCCGGUCAGGCGGCCGUCGAGGCCCUCAAGGCUGCGAGCUCGCUAAGCGGCGAGGAUCUCCAGAAGGCCGUGGCGAAGGCGAAAUUUGCGGCUGCAUCUGCGUAUGAGUCCCGGGAGGGCCUCGUCGCUGCCCUCGCUCCUAAGAUCCUGUCUGGCUCUUCUUCUUCCGCGGCCGAGGCCGUCGCGUCGCUCGAGAAGGUCGACGCUUCUGCGUAUUCCAAGGCUGCUGCGUCCCUGCUCAAGAGCAAGCCAACGUUUGUCGCGGUCGGCGACGUCGCGUCUCUCCCUUACGCGGACGAGCUGGGCCUCUGA
Molecule: messenger RNA, 1287 nt
Organism: Dichomitus squalens LYAD-421 SS1
Lineage: Eukaryota; Fungi; Basidiomycota; Agaricomycetes; Polyporales; Polyporaceae
Product: LuxS/MPP-like metallohydrolase
Exons: 5
Coding region: 1-1287 (428 amino acids)
Cellular component (GO): mitochondrion
Molecular function (GO): metal ion binding
Source: RefSeq, a predicted model, not a curated record